CUAAUGGCGAUUAUAAAGUGGAUUAUUUUUAUUUUCAUUAUUUGUAUAAUCAAUAUAAAAUAUGUAAAAGGUGAAAUAAGUGGCCGCUUAUUGGACGAGCAUCAAGAAAAUAUGGAUAGAGAAACGGCAGCUGAAGUACUACAACAACAACAUCAUGCAGUAAACAGUAAAGAAUUUCCAAUUGUGCCUGCACAAAAUUCAAUACAGCCACCACAUCCAAGAUUUAAAUGUUUAUCAUGCGAUGCACCAUGUCACAAUGCAACCCAACAUGCCCACAUGUGCCAGAAUGCUAUACAGUGUUACAAAUCCCGUAUACGUGAUUCUUUUGGCGAGGAAAGGGUUAAUCGUGGUUGUAUUAUGUCUCCCGAACAAAUUCCCCUUUAUUGUAAUCACAAUUUGGGUAAUAAUUUUGGUGGACCACGUAAACGUAAUACACAGACUUUCAUCAAUUUGGAAUGCUGCACGGGAGACUAUUGUAAUGAUGGUGAUUUUCCAGAGCUACCGCCACCAAUCGAUGAAGUAACCCAACUAAAUGCGGACACCAGCAACAUUAUGAAAAUGACAUUUGCUAUAUUGGGACCCUUUGUGAUUAUUUCGAUAUUGGCCUAUGUUGCAUUUUAUUUCAUACGACGUAAUCAUCGUAAACGUUUAGAGUAUUCCAGAACCAAACAGGAUCCCGAUUCGUAUUUGGUCAAUGAUGAAUUGCUGCGUGUUACCAGUGCCGGUGAUAGUACACUGAGGGAAUAUUUACAACAUUCAGUAACAUCGGGUUCAGGUUCCGGCAUGCCAUUGCUAAUACAACGGACACUGGCAAAACAAGUUACUCUUGUGGAAUGUAUUGGUCGUGGUAAAUAUGGUGAAGUGUGGAGGGGUCAUUGGCAUGGUGAAAAUAUUGCUGUUAAAAUCUUCUUCAGUCGUGACGAAGAAUCAUGGAAACGUGAAACUGAAAUUUAUAGUACCGUUCUUUUGCGUCAUGAAAACAUUUUGGGUUUCAUUGGCUCCGAUAUGACAUCAAGGAAUUCUUGUACACAAUUAUGGUUAUUGACCCAUUAUUAUCCCCAUGGCUCGUUAUUUGAUCAUUUGAACCGUAAUGCCUUAAGUCAUCGUGAUAUGAUUUUAAUAUGCCUUUCCAUUGCCAAUGGUCUGGUACAUUUGCACACUGAAAUAUUUGGCACCGAGGGUAAACCUGCUAUGGCUCAUCGUGAUUUAAAAUCAAAAAAUAUUUUGGUCAAACCAAAUGGUACAUGUGUUAUUGCUGAUUUUGGCCUAGCCGUUAUGCACUCGAAUGUUACGGGAAAAUUAGAUUUGGGUAAUAAUCCAAAAGUUGGUACAAAACGUUAUAUGGCACCUGAGGUAUUGGAUGAGAGCAUUGAUAUGCACAACUUUGAGGCUUUAAGACGUACCGAUAUAUAUGCCCUAGGUUUAGUUAUAUGGGAGGUAUGCCGACGUACAAUAUCGUGUGGUAUUGCUGAAGAAUAUAAAGUACCCUUUUACGAUGUGGUACCAUCCGAUCCAAGCUUUGAAGAUAUGCGUAAAGUUGUAUGUGUGGAUAAUUAUCGACCGUCCAUACCAAAUCGAUGGAGUUCAGAUCCGCUUUUGGCAGGUAUGUCCAAACUAAUGAAAGAAUGCUGGCAUCAAAAUCCCAAUGUACGACUACCGGCUUUGCGUAUAAAAAAGACUAUUAGCAAACUGGCUUCCGCAGAUGAAAAAUUGCGUCUUGACUAUGAUGAAGUUUGUGUUUGA
This is a messenger RNA of Musca vetustissima, 1743 nucleotides long. RefSeq names its product activin receptor type-1 (gene sax). Gene Ontology annotation, molecular function: SMAD binding; transforming growth factor beta receptor activity, type I; ATP binding. Gene Ontology annotation, biological process: dorsal/ventral pattern formation; protein phosphorylation; BMP signaling pathway. NCBI's taxonomy places the organism in Eukaryota, Metazoa, Arthropoda, Insecta, Diptera, Muscidae. The record is from RefSeq and is a predicted model, not a curated record. Gene Ontology annotation, cellular component: plasma membrane; BMP receptor complex. The transcript has 10 exons. The coding region runs from base 4 to 1743 and encodes 579 amino acids.